AUGUAUGCCAGCCAUGUUUCACUCUUACUGGCCUCUUGCUUGGCCCUUUCUAUGCGAUCAGUUGAAGCACAAUUUUUCUACCAUCAGGGCCUGAGUAACGCCCUGCCCAGUUUGUCUCUAACGGCGGCCUCACACUAUGAGCCCGCAUCGGCAUAUCAAGGAUAUGCAACAGCCGACGCACAUCCUUCUGUAGUUAAGAACGCCCAAUGGGAAUCCGAGCUACCUCCAGAACUGUCAAAGAGUGCGCGUUUCUACAGUGAUCCGCACAUUGCAGCCAACUUGGCUAAGGAGUCGUUACUUACACGCAAGGAAUCGGCCGUGGUGGACCGUGAGGCAGAGAAAAUUCCACGCGAAGAGGUCUAUAAGCUAUUAAAAAAUGCCGGCUACCUAAGUCGAAGAUAA
Molecule: messenger RNA, 402 nt
Organism: Scaptodrosophila lebanonensis
Lineage: Eukaryota; Metazoa; Arthropoda; Insecta; Diptera; Drosophilidae
Exons: 1
Coding region: 1-402 (133 amino acids)
Source: RefSeq, a predicted model, not a curated record